Messenger RNA from Exophiala xenobiotica, 2700 nucleotides. RefSeq lists its product as uncharacterized. Bases 99 to 2489 code for a protein of 796 amino acids. The record is from RefSeq and is a predicted model, not a curated record. Gene Ontology annotation, biological process: oligosaccharide metabolic process; protein N-linked glycosylation. The transcript has a single exon. Gene Ontology annotation, molecular function: Glc3Man9GlcNAc2 oligosaccharide glucosidase activity. Gene Ontology annotation, cellular component: endoplasmic reticulum membrane. NCBI's taxonomy places the organism in Eukaryota, Fungi, Ascomycota, Eurotiomycetes, Chaetothyriales, Herpotrichiellaceae.
AAAAUGUUUCCAAACUGCGCCAGUAAAAGUAACUUAACAAGGGCGACGGUGCUGGCAGCCUCGACGACAAAGGCCAUUCCGACUGGCCCUAAGGUACAAUGUCAAGCUUCUCAAGAGGCUCUCCAUUACUACGGAGACUGCUCUCCUGUCUCUCCGCUGUCCUCUUCCUCUGCAUCAUCUCAGCGCAUGCGGCUGCCGCUGGGAAUGACACCUUACUAUGGGGCCCUUACAGACCAAACCUCUACUUUGGAGUACGCCCUCGCCUGCCAAACAGCUUGAUGACAGGCUUGCUAUGGGCCAACACAGAAACUUUUGCUACUGCCCAGACUAACUUCCGUCACACCUGCGAACAAAAUGAAGGAAUGGCAGGGUAUGGCUGGGAAGAGUACGACGCUCGGAAUGGAGGUCGUCAGACAAUACACGAUACUGGGAACAAGAUCGACCUGACAAUUGACUUCGUCAAGAUUCCAGGCGGGCAAAACGGAGGAAGUUGGGCUGCGAGGAUAAAGGGCACACCGAGAGAAGAUGCUCACGCAAACCUUGUUACGGCGCUCGUCUUCUAUGCUGGCAUGGAAGGACUGGGCCAAUUAGCCUUCGAAGACGAUGAUAUUGAUACAAAGCAAAAGGUGACCUUGCAUGGCUCUACGACCGACCUGGGAGAUUUCGACAUUGUGUUUACGGAUCCAGUCGAGAACCGAAUGCCAUACAAGACCCAUCCAUCGUGGGACGAGAAACCACUGGAUAGUCCUCUCACUUGCAGCCUGCAAUUGCCACCAGAUGCCAUUUGGCAGGCCAAAAAUGUUGUCUUUGCUAGCAUGAAGCAGGACAUAGACAAAUUCUUGCAAGAGUAUGGGCAGGAAAACAUGCCACCACCAUGGGCAGCAUUCGCCAUCUCACAAGAUUCUGGUCCAGGUAACUUCCAUAUGGUUCAGAAAAUCUUCGUUGGUGAAUUCGAGUUUGACGUCCUAUUCAAUUCCGCCUCUGGUCCUUCGAUUUCCACCGACACCUUGACCAAAGCUAUUGCUGAGUCGUCCACCAGCUUUAGAGCCAAGUUUGACAAUAUCUUCAAGCCUCUGACACCUUUCACCAAACCUGCUUAUACCAGUUUUGCAGAGUCGAUGUUCUCCAACCUCUUCGGCGGUAUCGGGUAUUUCUACGGGGAUUCCCUGGUGGAUAGAUCUUAUGCGCCAGAGUACGACGAAGACAACGAAGGCUUUUGGGAGGAAACGGCAGAAGCCCGAGCUCGAGCGGAGGUCGUCAAAGAUCCCGCUCGUGAACUUUUUACCAGCGUCCCGUCCAGACCAUUCUUUCCCCGUGGCUUUCUGUGGGAUGAAGGCUUCCAUCUCGUUCCUAUUGCUGAGUGGGACCUCGAAAUCACCAUGGAAAUCGUGAAGUCUUGGUUCAAUCUCAUGGACGAAGACGGCUGGAUUGCUAGAGAACAGAUACUUGGUCCCGAAGCACGAAGCAAAGUCCCGCCCGAGUUUCAAGUCCAAUAUCCUCACUAUGCCAACCCGCCCACCCUGUUCCUGAUCAUCGAUGUCCUGAUGGACAAACUCUCGGAUCCCAAAUAUUCCGCCCAGAAAUCUCGAAUCGACUCGGAGCUGCGCUCGCUAUACCCUCUCCUCAAACGCCAGUACUACUGGUUUCGCCGCACUCAAUUUGGCGACAUCAAAUCCUAUGACCGUGAAGCCUUCUCCACGAAAGAAGCCUACCGCUGGCGAGGUCGCACGCCGCAACACAUCCUCACCUCCGGACUGGACGACUAUCCGCGCCCUCAGCCCCCUCAUCCCGGCGAGCUGCACACUGACUUGAUCUCGUGGGUCGGACUCAUGUCCAAAACUCUCCUCCGUCUGUCCACAAUCUUAUCCGAGACCGACGACUCUGGAGACUUCAGGACUCAAAGUACCGCCAUCCUACGCAAUAUCGACGAUCUACACUGGUCGGCCGAGCACAAAACCUACUGCGAUGCCACGAUCGACGACUACGAGGACUCCGUGCAUGUCUGCCACAAAGGCUACAUCUCGCUCUUCCCCUUCAUGACAGGCCUCAUGCCGGCGACGCAUCCCAACCUUCCCCACAUUCUCAACCUCAUCCGGGCCGAGGAUGAACUCUGGUCGCCCUACGGAAUCCGAUCACUAAGCAAGUCCGACGAAUUCUACGGCACGGACGAGAAUUACUGGCGCUCCCCAAUCUGGAUGAACAUGAACUAUCUCAUCCUCAAGAACCUGUUGGCGGUAGCACAAGCACCCGACGCGCCCGCCAAGGUCAAGACGCAAGCGACCAAGAUAUAUACCGAGUUGAGGACGAAUCUGGUCAAGAACGUGUUUGACCAGUGGGAAGCCACCGGGUUUGCGUGGGAGCAGUAUAAUCCCGAGACGGGCGCCGGACAAAGAACUCAGCAUUUCACAGGCUGGACGAGUCUCGUCGUGGUGAUCAUGAGAAUGCCGGAUCUCAGUGGCGAGGUGGGAAUAAAGCAUGGCGAGCUGUGAAUGGCAUCAACGACAGCAACUGCGCACCGAUGUGGUCAGCACCAUCGGCCAUUUCAAGGAGUAAGUUUCUUCAGAUGAUGAUAUUACAGUACACACCUAUAUAGCGACCGUCUUUUAUUUCUCACGCCAACCUAAGAUAUCCAGAGUCGUCGUAGAAAAAGUGAGCACUGCGCCACAUUAUUCCAUUGUCAUAAUAAUCGCUUGAUCAUCC